Caenorhabditis auriculariae is the source of this 372-nucleotide messenger RNA. Lineage: Eukaryota; Metazoa; Nematoda; Chromadorea; Rhabditida; Rhabditidae. The record is from the annotation of a GenBank genome assembly.
AUGUCUUCUCCCAGCACUCCAUCUGAUAAACGCGGUGGCUCUGACAUGAGCGACGGUAUUAUGUCAGUUUUCGAACCGGCUAUCCGCACACUCGACGACCAAGUACAAGCGACUCGCGACAGCCAAAUCUUGCUGUCCUCCAGGAUCCAAGAAGUCGCCGAUUAUCUGCACGACCUCACUAAUACCCAGCCUGUGGAUCUUGAUCCUUACACUCGCAAACUCGACGACAGUAAACGCCGCGUGGCUAACGUCGUCAAAACUCUGGAAAGCUUGCAAGAUCGUCUUGGCAAGCUGCAACGUGACAUUGCCCGAGAAGCGUACCAAAAAAAGCAAACAAUAACCUCAAUUCCACCAGCUCCCCCAUUGCGGUGA